AUGGAAAACCAUACAACAGUGACUGUGUUUAUCUUAGUAGGAUUGACAGAGAACCCCAAAUUGAAGAUUGUGCUGUUUAUCUUUCUGCUUCUCACUUACUUGCUAAGCAUCUCAGGCAACCUGACCAUCAUCACCCUCACCCUGCUGGACUCUCACCUGAAGACUCCUAUGUAUUUCUUCCUUAGAAAUUUUUCCUUCUUAGAAAUUUCUUAUACAACAGUCUGUAUCCCCAAAUUGCUUGUUAGCAUGGCAACUGGUGACAAAACCAUUUCCUGUAACUGUUGUGCAGCUCAGUUGUUUUUUGCCUUCCUUCUGGGAGCAUCUGAAUUUUAUCUCCUGGCUGUCAUGUCCUAUGAUCGUUACGUUGCCAUCUGUAAGCCUCUGCAUUAUACAACCAUCAUGAGCACCAAAGUCUGCAUCCAGCUGGUUCUUAGUUCUUGGAUUGCUGGUUUCCUCAUCAUUUUUCCAGGACUCAUCUUAGGCCUAAACCUGGAAUUCUGUGACUCCAAUAUUAUUGAUCAUUUUUACUGCGACACUGCUCCUCUACUGCAAAUCUCCUGUACAGACACGCAUCUGUUAGAAAUGAUGAGUUUUGUCUUAGCUUUGGUGACUCUCCUGGUCACUCUGGUAUUAGUAAUUCUGUCAUACACAUAUAUUGCCCUAACAGUUUUAAAAAUCCCUUCUGCCAACCAGAGAAAAAAGGCGUUUUCCACUUGUUCUUCUCAUAUGAUUGUCAUCUCCCUCUCCUACGGCAGCUGCAUCUUUAUGUACAUUAAACCCUCAGCCAAACAGAGGAUAUCCCUAAUGAAGGGAGUUUCAGUGCUCAAUACCUCAGUUGCCCCACUUUUGAACCCCUUCAUUUAUACUUUAAGAAACCAGCAGGUGAAGCAAUCAUUUAAGAAUUUGCUACAGAGAGUUCUGUCUUUAUCUAAGAGGUAGAAUAAUAAUGAGGCAUAUGAGAGAAA
Molecule: messenger RNA, 965 nt
Organism: Cebus imitator (Panamanian white-faced capuchin)
Lineage: Eukaryota; Metazoa; Chordata; Mammalia; Primates; Cebidae
Product: olfactory receptor 6C76-like
Exons: 1
Coding region: 1-939 (312 amino acids)
Biological process (GO): G protein-coupled receptor signaling pathway
Cellular component (GO): membrane
Molecular function (GO): G protein-coupled receptor activity; olfactory receptor activity
Source: RefSeq, a predicted model, not a curated record